AUGAACGCCCAAGUGGGAAAAGAAAAUGCAUACAAAGCGACUAUUGGAAAACAUAGUCUACACGACCGAAGUAAUGAUAACGGAAUAAGGUUAAUUAAUUUUGCAAUAAGUAAAAAUAUGGUAAUAAGCAGUACAAGAUUCCCAAGGAAAAAUAUUCAUAAAGAAACGUGGUUAUCUCCAGGAGGAAGAUAUAGUAGCCNUAUAAGAAACGUCAAAAGCUACAGAGGAGCAGACGCAGACACAGACCAUUACUUGAUCCUGAUUGACUUCAGAGUAAAGAUGUCCAUGGAAUGGAAAAAGAAACAAAAAAUCCUCGGAAAAUACGAUGUGGAUAAAUUAAAAAAUGAAGAAACAUUACAGACAUUUCAAGAAACAGUGACAAAUUUCUUGGGAAAAAGAGAGGACAGUGAUAAUGAACAGAUUGAGGAGUCGUGGAAAGUAAUUAAAGCCUCAAUAAUGGAAUCCGCAGAAAAAGUCAUUCAACACACACAAAGAAAGAAAACAAAGAAAUGGUUUAAUGAUAAUUGCAAGAAAGGAAUCAAGGAACGCAAUGAAGCCAGAAUCAAAGCAAUCCAUACACCAACCUCCGAGAACAUAAGGGAUUUCGAGAACAAACGAAGAGAAGUAACUACACUGAUAAGAAAAGAAAAGAGAAUAGCGGAAAAAGAAAGAUUAGGGGAGAUUGAAAACUUCAAACACAACCCCAGAGAAUUCUUCAAACGUUGCAAAACAUUUAAAAAUGGAUUUAUACCAGCUAUACAGAUGAUAGAAGAUAAUAAUGGUGCUCUAAUUACUAGAUCGGAAAACAUGGCCGAGGAAUUUAGAAUGUACUUUAAGAAACUCCUUAACAGAGGCUCAACAACGGAAGAAGUAGGCGAACAAGACGACACCAUACAUUAUACAGCAGAACCAGAAGUAUUAAACCCAAGUUUAGAAGAGACACAGUAUGCAAUCCAGACUCAAAAAAAUAAUAAGUCACCAGGAGAUGAUAAAAUUGUAGCUGAAUUAUUGAAGUUAGGAGGGAAAAACCUAACACAAAAAUUACAUCAUCUAAUUCAACAGAUAUGGAUAAAGGAAAAGAUACCACAAGACUGGAAUGAAUCAUUGAUAUGUCCAAUUUUCAAAAAAGGUAACCGAAAAAAAGUAGAGAAUUAUAGAGGAAUAACACUCUUGAACACUGGGUAUAAGGUAUUAUCAUUAAUCAUACUUAAAAGAUUGCAAAUUUAUACAGAUGAGAUAGUAGGUAACUACCAAAGCGGAUUUAGAAAAAAUAAAUCAACUACUGAUCACAUAUUUGUCAUAAGACAAAUUAUGGAAAAAAGUUAUGAGUUCGCGAAAGAUCUACAUAUGGUUUUUGUAGAUUACAAACAAGCAUAUGAUAGCAUAAUUAGAGGAAAACUAUGGAAAGUUCUUAAAGACUUUGGUUUACCAACUAAAUUAAUCAACAUGAUAAAACUGUGUAACACGAAUACCAGUAGCCGAGUCAAGGUGAACAAUAUCAUCUUCGUUUAUAACAAAUAGUGGAUUAAAGCAAGGGGAUGCGAUGUCACCAGUGCUUUUCAAUAUGGCACUGGAGAGUGUAAUAAGAAAGGUACUGCGAACUGAGACAUUAAACCUUGACGAAGGAAAUAUCUUACUAGCAUAUGCAGACGACAUAGUGGUUAUUGGGAAUUCACGAGAAGGUAUUCAGAAUACUGUUGAAGAACUGAUAAAGAUAGGAAAAGAUAUUGGCUUAACCAUAAACAGUGGAAAAACUAAAUACAUUAUGGUAAAGCGAGGAGGGGGUGACCAUAAUAACCUCCACGUGGGAAAUAACACCUUUGAAGAAGUACAAGAGUUCAAGUACCUUGGGUCUACCCUAAAUAACCAAAACAACAUGCAUGGUGAGAUCAAUAUUAGAUUGGGCGCUGCUAACCGAUGCCUUUAUGCACUGAAAACCCUCUUUAAAUCUAAGCUGCUGUCAAGAAAAACAAAAGAACAUCUAUACAUUAGUUACAUCCGCCCUAUAUUGACAUAUGCAUGUGCCACAUGGGCAACGACGAGAGGCGAUGAUGAAAAACUACGGUUAUUUGAAAGAAAAGUUCUUAGAAAAAUUUAUGGACCCGUAUUCAACAAUACAGAACAGAAAUGGGAAAUAAGAACAAACGCCCAACUAUACCAGCUGUACAAAAGAGAAGAUGUGGUCCAAUUCACCAGAGGGACAAGGAUAGAAUGGGCAGGCCAUGUAUGGCGGGCUGAUGGAAGUAUGUUGAAAGAAGCAUNAAACCUAAAAAAAAAAAAAAAAAAAAUGUGUAGGUAUACACUUAAUGACGCUGCAUUAAAAUAAAAUAUUAACGGUCAGAAACUGACUGAUUGUAGUCUUUUUCACUAACUAUAACUACCUCUCCUACCAUCGCAAUGCUGCUAUUCUCGUUCAUCCCAAGGACUGAAACAUCGAACACAACAAAAAAAAAAAAACUAACUCCCUACCAUUACAACCACUCAUCAUACAGGUGAAUCGGGGGCUGGGGAUCCAUAAAGACGAAGGCCAUACUCCCAAGGGAGGCAGAAAAAAAAAAAAAAAAAAAUAUCAACCGGUAGAUGGGAUUUACAAUUGGUAGCCAUACAUAUACAGGAUAAAAAAACUCUCCACACCAUAACAAUAACAAGAAAAAAAAACUCCCUACCAUAACAUACCGUGUGUUGAGUGAUUUAUUUCCCGCCUGCUGAAAGAGGAGGUGACCUAAUGUGCCACGAAUAAAAUAAAUAAUGAUAAUUAUCAAAGACACUAAGGGGAAAAAAUAUUUAGCAAAAGGAAUUAUAUAAUAUUCGAUCGCAGUUCGGGCGAUUAUUAAAUGGGUAUUGAUUUGUCAAUAUAUAAAUAACAAGAAUACGUAAUAAACUGUGACCGUUCAAGUCACUGUAAUAAUGGGAAAAAUAGAGAUAUUAAGUACAGGUACACACAAUGCGCGCACAACAAUAAUCCUAUCUUAAUUAAUAAUAAUUACGGCGGCGGGCGACGGAUAUGUUAUUGUCGUGUUGCCGUAGCUGACCAUGGGACUGGGCCUGCAUGCCGUUGACGAAAAUGUUGAUUGGGAACGAAACAUGCGAUCGCAAUCUUUGGAUUCGCCGACCGUCAAAGUACCGGCGUAUUAA
Cinara cedri is the source of this 3135-nucleotide messenger RNA. The record is from the annotation of a GenBank genome assembly. NCBI's taxonomy places the organism in Eukaryota, Metazoa, Arthropoda, Insecta, Hemiptera, Aphididae.